AUGUCAAUGACAGGAGAAGGCAGUUAUAGUGGAGGAGGAGUAAGCAGCCAUCUCAAGUCACAGUAUCGCAAGACUGCAGUCUUUGGCUCACGUUCAAAGUCACAAUGUCUCAUUCUCAAUGAUGGUUCAAACACUUUAAAGACAGCGCAACAAAAGCCAUACGCUAUACCAUCAAAGAAACCUGAAGAGUUUACAGCAAAGUUAAAGAAGAGGACAGCGGUUGGAGAGGCAAUGUAUAUGUCACCUGAUGGCAACUUUUAUGAUGUGAACUACGUGCCAUUGUUUAAGUAUAAGCCAGUGGAUAGACAGCUGAAUGGACAUGUGGACAUUGAGGACGACGUGGACAUGUCGCUCGAGGAGCAGAUCUCGCACCUGCACAACACCAUCCCCCAGCUCGACGAGUUUGAGAACUUCUUUGACUACGAACAGGCGUUCCUCGCGUGGCGCUUCCUCAUCGAGACGAUCUUCUCGGACAUCCGCAUGCCGUCAGUGUCGGGUCGCGCCUACUACCGCCCCAAGCUGUCUGACUAUCGUGGUGUGCGCGACAACUCCACGUUUGACUUCCGUCCGUCCGUGUCGUCCUUCUCGAACGAGGGCGACUCAGACGAGAAGAGCGAUCCACUCAACAGCGAAAUCGACGACGACAUCACAGUGCUGGCCGACUCGAUCGACCUCGUCGACAUCAAGGACCUGGAGAACAACACCGAUCCAUGGGACUCGCAUCUCUAUCCCCAGGAGCCAACACCCGACGACUUCAACUCCUACGAGGAGUACAACGAAGCCUUGUUGCGAUGGGCAUCAGUCUGUGUCCAACUGCCCUACUUCCCACCACAUGCAUCACAGCUCAAGGACUUGAUCCCCAUCCAGUCCAUCAGAGAGCAUGCCUCCAACCUCCCCGAGGAUGUUUCAGGUCUCACACCAUCCGAUCAUCUGAGUAACAAGGCUGCUGCCGAUCAAGCUGCCAAACAAAUGAUCAAGAUCAAGUCUGGUAUCAAGGAGGUUACAUUCUUUGAGAACAAGACAUUCUUAAAGACUGUUGCCAAGUCAUAUGAUAGAGUAUCACCAGAGUUUAGCAAGGAUAAACUGUUCACACCUAAUGAUGCAUCAAAGAGGAGCAUUAAUACAACGUUUGGCAAUAUGUCCAAUAAGUUGUUUGGUGGCACUCACUCAUUGUUUAGCCACAAGCAGACACAACUACUGCCUCGCAUUCACGGCACACUACCGCUGCCAAUGAUGUCAUUGGUAAAGAACUACAAGGAGCUCAAGAACAUACAUUUGCGCCGCACAGACCUGACGCCUGAGCAGCUGCGCUCGUGCCAGGACGCCCCGCCCAAGACCGAAGGCCAAUCAGUGCUGUUCAACGUGCCUGGCCACGACAUCAUCCUGGAUCACUCUAGCCUGGCCAACAGCGACUACGUGCAGCAACAUCAACAGCAGCUGCGCAUGUACAUCUCGGCCGAUAGAUACAACCACCUCUACUCUUGGUACCACCCCACAGUGUCGGCCUCGACGCAUCAGAAGCACAAGGACGACAUCGACAUGAUCAUCACGUCACAGCAGCAUAUCACCAAGGACUCGCUCACAUUCGACACGAUCGUCGAGAUACUGCACGGCAGCAUGUACUUGGACAAGUUCUCAGACCUUCUCGACACGAGCUUCAGCGAGGACUUUGACGGCGGCAAGUCGUAUGCCACGAUGAUCACCAAGUGCAUCACACCCGACAACUUUAGCAAUCUGCUGCGUCUUCUUGAGGAGAACAAGAGCACGAUGUUCCAUGCCAAGAUGUCGUUCCUCGUUAUGAACAUCUUCAGUGGUAACCAAGGCUCGCCCAUCCUCUCCCAGCUUAUCACGGCCAAGGAUGUCAAGACCCUGUCGCUGCUGGCCUACACAUUCGACUUCCUCAGUGAGUCACCAACGGACAUCUUCCCAUGGAAGGAGGAGACGUACGCGCUGGUGCGCGCCACGCUGGGCGACACUCUCGAGUCUAUCUUCAGGCUCACAUUUUGCUACUAUUACCUCACGAUCAUUGGUCGCGUGCUGGACGUGCACGUCCAUCUCUACUACUCCAAGUCCACUGUGAGCCAGUCUAAAGUGUCGAUCGCACACAACCUCGCCAACCUGCUGCAGCACAACACCUCUAGCAUCUUGGACAAGCUGUUCGUGGGCAUCAAACAUCGCAGCGUCACCGUGUCGUCAUUCUGUCUGUUCAUCCUGUUACAGCUCAUGCACAACCAGGAGGGAAUGGCCAUCCACAACUGCUUCAAGGCCGAGCCAUCCUACUUCUUCAACCGCUGCAAGAUGGUUUGCGACUCCAAACUCAAGCAUGUGCAGUUUGCCGCACGUCGUCUAUUCGCCGUGCUCAACCGUCCGCCAUGGGUCGAGUUUGUCUACAAGGAGUACACAAGGGACCCCGAGUCAUCGAUCCGCGACUUUAUCGGCAACGAGGAGCAACGACCUAGCGGUCUGCUGCUGGAGCUUGUGCUGGAGAUCUUCCAAAGUGCAAUCCGUUCGACCAUCGAGGCCACAAACGCACCCGCCGCCAACCCCAACGCAACCAUCUCUUCCGGCUCGUCAUCGGGUUCUGGCUCCUCUCUAAACCUGGCCACAUCGCCAUCUGUAGUCGGAUCACCUGGCAGCACACCAGCAUCACCAACUCCCAAGAUCCCAAUGGGCGUGCGCAACAAGUUCCUCUUUGUCCUGGACGGCAUGCUGUUCCAUCUGCUGCUACAGUACAUCACAAAGAAUGCUCGCGUGCUCAACAAUCAAACAAUGGUCAUUGCUCAGUUGUUGUCCAACUUGGGCAAGAUACACUCUCAUCUCGGUACAUUGCAGGCGACGCAGGAUGUCAAGACGUCACAGAAGCGCUGGGGUCAAUCCACACUGACCCUGUCGCCCAUCGAUAUCCGUAACCUGUCCAACCGCAUCAACGACUCACUCACGUCAGCAACCAACCCAUACUCCUAUCCAACACGUACCUACCUGCUUCGCUGUAUGCGACAUCUGUUUAAGUGCUACCCGGUCUACACGAUUGUCAAGACUGAGGAGGACUUCUACACGCGUCUGUUGGCUUACUGCCGAGAUGGUACCUAUCCCGACCUCAACCGCGAGGCCUGGAAGUUCUUGUAUCAGCUGUGUAAGAAUCACGUGGGCACACUGGAAUACCUGAGCAAGGACACCAUCAUGGGCGGCUUCAUGGAUCUGAUUGCCAUCAGCUCGCACACCACCGUCAUCACCAACGCACUGCAUUACAUCACCAAGAUGUUCAACAUUGCCACGCUGUCCGCCAAGAGUCCUCAACUGCGCUCCAAGGAGACCACCAAGCUCGUGGAGAAGGAUCUCAAGUCCCUGAUCAGUCUAUUCAUAUCCAAGUUCAUGUUUAUCAAGAUACACAUGAUUUACAAGCGAUACAUAUCGUCAUAUCCUGGUCUGGCAUUCAUUGAAUUGGCAAAGUUCUAUUACAUGAUGUACACAUCACCAAACUGUGUAAAGCUGUUGAAGGACACAAUCAAGAAGAUUGAGUAUAAGGAAGGUUUGGAGACUAUUGGAAGUAUGUUUGGCUCACAGAUGCCAAUGCUAAGUCCAACAGAAUCGCCACAGAUCAACGCUUCCAGUGGAUCAUCACUGUCCUCUCUGAAUAUCGCCCAGAAUCCAUACACCAACCCAUCGAGUGUUGGUUCGUCUUCAUCCUCCUCGUCCAAAGAGGAGAAGUCUGCCUCUACUCUCUCUGCCGCCAAGCUGUCAAUGUCAUCGUUCAAGUCCAAAUUCCUCAGCAGAGGUCCAAAGAAGGAUAGUGAUAAGAGUGAGAAGUAA
Acytostelium subglobosum LB1 is the source of this 3810-nucleotide messenger RNA. RefSeq lists its product as hypothetical. The coding region runs from base 1 to 3810 and encodes 1269 amino acids. The record is from RefSeq and is a predicted model, not a curated record. Gene Ontology annotation, biological process: positive regulation of TORC2 signaling; positive regulation of Ras protein signal transduction. Lineage: Eukaryota; Evosea; Eumycetozoa; Acytosteliales; Acytosteliaceae. The transcript has 4 exons.